This is a messenger RNA of Mastomys coucha (southern multimammate mouse), 1944 nucleotides long. RefSeq names its product iron-sulfur cluster assembly 1 (gene Isca1). Gene Ontology annotation, molecular function: 2 iron, 2 sulfur cluster binding. The transcript has 4 exons. Gene Ontology annotation, cellular component: cytoplasm; mitochondrion. The record is from RefSeq and is a predicted model, not a curated record. The coding region runs from base 159 to 548 and encodes 129 amino acids. Lineage: Eukaryota; Metazoa; Chordata; Mammalia; Rodentia; Muridae. Gene Ontology annotation, biological process: iron-sulfur cluster assembly.
CUCACCCGGGCUGUCCAAUAGUGGAGCGGGGCGGGCGGCUGGGGCGGGGCCUGUGGCGCCUGCGCAGGAGCUUGUGUCGUCAAAGUGCCCGCUGUGUCCAUGGAGAGAAGCUGAGGACCUACGCUCCAGCCGGAGGCUGCGGGCGCCGCGACGUGGACAUGUCGGCGUCGUUGGUCCGCGCCACCGUGCGGGCCGUGAGCAAGAGGAAACUGCAGCCCACGCGGGCGGCGCUCACGCUGACCCCCUCUGCUGUGAACAAGAUAAAACAACUUCUUAAAGACAAGCCUGAGCAUGUGGGUCUCAAAGUUGGCGUGCGAACCAGGGGUUGUAAUGGCCUCUCUUACAGCCUGGAGUAUACAAAGACAAAAGGAGAUUCUGAUGAAGAAGUUAUUCAAGAUGGAGUCCGAGUGUUCAUCGAGAAGAAAGCACAGCUAACUCUGUUAGGAACAGAGAUGGACUACGUGGAAGACAAACUGUCCAGUGAGUUUGUGUUCAAUAACCCCAACAUCAAGGGGACCUGUGGCUGUGGUGAAAGCUUUCACGUGUGAAACCUCAGGACUGUGAGCUCCAGGAGAGCUGGGUCUGCCUUGGAGCUUACUGAAGAAAUCAUGUGAUGUCACGUGCUCAGAAGUUAUAGUAUGGCUGCCUCGUGGGUGAAAAUAAAGUGACGCAUUUGGAAAUCAAGCCAACGUGUGAAGAGUUCCGAAAACACGGUAUCUGUACUCUCUGUAAGACACAGAAACUGAGAAGCCGUUGGUUCCUUGAGCCGUUCUGUUCUGUACAGAAAACUCCUACCCUGCCCUUACGCUGUAGCCUGCUUUGUGCUAGAACCAGCUUCGUGGCCAUUGCUUUGCUGGGAAUUGAGGAAUGGGAUAACAGGCAUGCACCUACAUCGCAGAACGGCUUGAGUGUGUCUCCUGUCCCUGUCUCAAUCUUUGCCAACCCCCAGUCUCAGGCAGGACAGCUGUGGGAAACAGUGUAGUCGGACCUUGUUUCCCUCACCUUUGGCAUGGCCCAUUACAUUUUUACCUAAAUGUGAUCAUCACAUGCCUCAUUUGCCAACCCUUCAACAGUUCCCGAGUUCUGAGUUCCAGUAUCAGAAGGUGGGAACCACUAGGCCUGGUUUCAGUCUGUCCUUUCAGGCAUGCUUCAUGAUGUUUUGCUUAGUUCUUGCAGUUAGAAUCGCUCAUGGUGAGCAGCCAGCAGCUCACUCAGAGCUCCUGCCCAGCUCUCCCUUCCUUGAGGUCACAGCAGUGCUGUUGGAGACAUUCGGUGAGGAGAGUGGCCUUGGCUUCCCACCUGGCCAGCGCUCUCACCAGAAUUUCUUAAUUUAUAGAGACUUUGUUAGUUUUCUUUUGAAUAGAAUCUUGUGUAAACCCUUUCGUGUGAAUUGCCAUCUUGUUUGUUUCGAACUUUGAAACAAUAGUUUCUUCUUAUAGAGAAGAUCUGCAGCAGUGGGAUUAUUCUCAGCACAGGACCUGUGGAGCAGAAUAUGCGAAUUCUUAGAGUUGCCAGUUUGCAUAUGCUUUCUGGUUCCUAAAUGAAAUUGCUAAUUUUUUUUUAAUGUUUUUAUCACCAGUUUUUUGAGCCAUGGUUUUGCUGUAUACUACAGGCCAGCAUUGAACGCACAGUCCUCCUGCUUCAACAUUCUGAGGCUUGGGAUGCCACACCCGGAUCCCAAGUUUUUCUUUAAGUGGUCUUGAUAGCCUUGGGUUGGACAGCUUAAGUAACCUGUGAAUUCUUUUGUGGAAGGCUGAGUCUCAUGCAGCUGAGUGAAAUAUUUGUUCUAUUUACUAAAGUACCUAUCACCAAAAUGUAUCAACUCUUAGUUUUAUAUGAAUAUUGAUGAGUUUGUAUCAUAAGUAGAAUUGUUGAUACAUCCUUAAUUUGUGCAAUAUUGUAUGAAGAGAUUGAGUUGUCAAUUAAAAACACACAUCUUUAUGA